AUGACAAAAAUCGAAGACUUAACGCUAAAUCAAACAAAAAAAGAAAAAGAUGCCUCGAGAUCGAGUCCACAAUUGCUUUUCGGGGUCAACGAUGUUCCACCAUCCACCUACACGGCCUUUUUGGCGUUUCAGCAAUCGAUGAUCUCACUUUCCGGCUAUUUAAUGUUUCCCUUUUUGAUUAGUGAUCUCGUGUGUGCGGGUGCGGAUACAGCUAAAUUACGGGUCUAUUUGAUUGCGGCCACUUUCAUCUCUGGUGGAAUUGCCACGAUUUUGCAGAGCACUUUUGGAUUGAGAUUAGCCAUCAUUCACGGCGCUUCGUUCGCCUUUUUGCCGCCACUUUUGGCGUGGAGCAAUCUCGCUGAAAACAAGUGCAACUUGGGCCCAAAUGACGUGGUCCCAGAAGAGGAAUGGAAGGCUCGAUUGUUGACGAUAACGGGUAGCUUGCUGAUAUCGAGCUUCGUUUUCAUUCUUAUUGGAGCGAUCGGCGCUGUGGGAUUUUUCUCGAGACAUGUUGGACCGAUCACUAUCGUCCCGUUGAUGUCCCUCUUGGCUCUAUCCACUGUGCCCAGUCUUGAACGACAACUCGGAAUGCAUUGGAUAUCCAUUGUCGAGCUAUUAUUACUUUUACUAUUUGCCAUUCGUUUGGAGCAUUUCCAAGUCCCAAUCCCAUACUAUUCCCUGAAGAACAAACGAUUUCAAACAGCCAGAGCUCCACUGUUUGGACAAUUUCCGUAUCUAUUAGCUAUUGGAAUCUCUUGGUUUAUUUGUUGGUUGAUGACUAUUUUCAAUCUAAUCGACGAUCAAUCACCUGUUUCAACGAGAAGAAAUAUCACACAAGGAUUGGUGGCUGAGGCUCCGUGGAUAAAAGUACCGUAUCCCGGAGAAUUCGGUGCUCCAAAGAUCUCCACGGCUUUAUGUAUUGGUUUUUGUGCGUCAGCUUUAUCAGCAAUGAUUGAAAGUGUUGGAUCGUAUAAAAUGAGUGCCCGGGUAUCACAACAAGGAAGUCCUCCAAGGAAUAAUGUGAAUCGAGCGGUCAUUGUUGAAGGAUUGGGAAGUUUCGUAGCGGCAAGUUUGAACGUUGGAACUGGAAUCACGACGUAUGCAGAAAGUAUUGCUCUCUGUCAGUUGACCAAGGUAGCAGCUCGAAUCACUGUCCAGUUCGCCGGCGUAGUCUCGAUUUGCUUAGGAUUGUUCACCAAAUUUGCAGCCGUUUUGGCCUGUAUCCCAGAUCCAUUAAUCGGCGGUAUGCUUUGCUUGGGAAUGAGCAUGAUUGCUGGGGUAGCUCUGUCAAAUUUGAGGGUAGUCAAUCUACUUCUCACUCGAAAUCUAGCCAUUAUGGGAUUCUCCUUGUUGAUCGGCUUGACAGUGCCCCUCCAUUUUGAGACACAUCCAAUCGAUUCGGGUCAUUCAACCCUUGAUCAAGUGCUAAACAUGUUAUUGAGCAUAAAAAUGUUGGUGGGAGGAUUGAUCGCGUUCACGUUGGACAAUGUGAUGCCGGGAGCCUCUCGAACCGAUCGAGGUCUUGCCGAUGAAGGAGAGGAUGAUGGGCCAUUGGAUGGAUUCAAUUUACCAGAUUUCCUGGACAGAGCUUUCCAAGCGCUUCCCUUCUUGCGUCGUCUGCCGUUCAUUCCAUCGAAAAGUCACCGAUUGCUUAACUCUAAUGGAGGAAAAGAUACAAAUGUA
Mesorhabditis belari is the source of this 1683-nucleotide messenger RNA. The record is from the annotation of a GenBank genome assembly. Lineage: Eukaryota; Metazoa; Nematoda; Chromadorea; Rhabditida; Rhabditidae.